This is a messenger RNA of Insectozyma verbasci, 1674 nucleotides long. Lineage: Eukaryota; Fungi; Ascomycota; Pichiomycetes; Serinales; Debaryomycetaceae. The record is from the annotation of a GenBank genome assembly.
AUGGGUACAUUUGAUGAAUUAACAGAUAAUUUUGAAACUUGGUUGAUUGAAAAUGGUGUAAUUAUAAAUCCUAAAAUCAAAAUUCAUAAUUUUUCAAAUAUUGAUUUAGGUAGAGGUUUAAUUGCAACUGAUAACUUAGAAUCAAAUGAAAUUUUAUUUAAAAUUCCGAAAAAUAUAAUUUUUAAUAUGAAGAAUAAUUCAUUAAUUGUAAAAUAUCCAAAAUUGUACUCAAAAUUAUUAAAUAUAAAUCCUUGGAAAAGUUUAAUUAUUGUCUUAUAUUAUGAAUUCAAAAAUAAUCAAAACUCAUUUUGGUUUAAUUAUCUCAAGAUUCUUCCUGACUCCAUCUCCGAUUUUAAUCAAUUAAUCUUUUGGAGUCCUGGUGAAUUGAAAUCUUUACGACCUAGUUGUAUAUUGGAUCGAAUUGGUUAUGAUUCAGCUACUGAAAUGUAUGAUAAAAUUUUGAAAAUAAUGGAAGAAUUUGCAAUACCUGAGUUUGAUAAGGAUGUUUUCACAUUUGAAAAAUACAACAUAAUCGCAACUUUGAUACAAUCAUAUUCAUUUGAUUUAAAUGAGGAACAAGACGAUGAAGAUGAAAAUGGAGAUGAAAAUGAGGAGGAGAAGGAGGAGGAGGAAAGCAUAAAAUCAAUGAUUCCAUUAGCAGAUACACUUAAUGCGGAUACAAAUUUAAAUAAUGCAAAAUUGUUUAAUGAAGGAAAAGAAUACCUAGUAAUGAAGUCGAUCAAACCAAUUUUUAAAGAUGAACAAAUUUUUAAUACUUACUCCGAUCAUCCAAAUUCUGAAAUAUUAAGAAGAUAUGGGUAUGUAGAACCUCAAGGUUCAAAAUUUGAUUUUGGCGAAAUUCCAAUAAGUUUAAUAAAAGAUUUUUUUGUUGAAAAAUAUGAUAUAACUGUUGAAUAUUUAAAUUCAGUUUUUAAAUUUAUAAAAAUGAUAUGUAAUGAUGAAGAAGACGAUGAUGAGAAAAUAGAAUUAAUAUUGGAUACUUAUGACUGUUUUAAAAAUAAUCAGGUUAUAAUUGAACUAAUAUUUUUGAUACAAAUUUUGACAAUUAUACUUAAGAUUAAAGAUGAGAUAAAUAUUGAAUUUAAUCAAAUUAAUAAAAUUUUUAAAAAAUGUUAUCAAUUGAUUGAGAUGAAGAGAAUUACAAAAGAAUUUAUAAUUAAUUUUGAAUCUAUUUUACAGAAACGAUUAGAUCAGUAUCCUGAUAUUGCAAAAGAACCAUCUGAAAAUCUGAAUAAUAUUUUAUUUGAUAGGUUUAAAAUGGCAGAAGUUGUUCUUAAAUCAGAAUAUCAAUCAAUCUCAAAUUGUAAAAAUAAUAUAAAUAAGACUAUAGAAAAAGUAAUUGGUGAUUGCAAAGUAAUUGCUGAUUUGAAAUUGAUUCGUAGUAUAUUGAAAAAGAAAAUAAUACAAGAUAAUGUAGAUACUACCGAUGUUGAAAUUGAUGGAAUAAACGGAAAUAUAGAUGGAAGUCCAGGAUGUAAUAUAGAGGGAAUAAAUGGAAAGAAAGAUGGUCCUAAUGGUUUAAAUUUACAAAAUGGUUUUACAAAUGGUGGUUUAAAUGGUUAUUCAGAUGGUCGGUUAAUUGGUGAGGCUAAUGGUAGUAUAGAUGUGCAACAAGUUAUCGAAUCUAAAAGAAAAAGACGUAAAAGAAGAUAA